AAUUUAAGCUAAAAACUUUUGACUACAAGUCCCAGACUACAGUGCGACUGUAUUUGGUGUUACAUAAAACUUGACAUUUCCUGUUCGUUUCCAAGGAUGGUGAAGGGAUGACCCGCCUCCUACUCUACCUCUGAUUGGCUCUGACCCUAAAACUCUAACCAAUCGCACGCCUCAUGCCUGGACCUAACCAACCCAACCAACGCAGGAAACAAUUUCUAGCCAAUCAGACGCGGGUCUUCGCGGAAUAUUCCGUCGCCGUCCUAGGAAACAAAAAAUAGCUCACUUUAACAGUCAGAUUAAGGUUCCCAUCUUGUAUCAGCAGCCUGUGUUUUCUUGUCAUGUUAUUCAACCAGCUGUUGACCUUUUCCAGUGACGGUUUCUACGAUAAUAGAGUUAAACUGUAUCCACAGCUGUAAGUCACUAAUAAGAGCUGUAUUUGUCCUGGUGUAGAUGAGACUACCAUGGCGGACCCUCACACUGCACACAGCACCUGUGAGGAGGACGUCCUCCGUCCCUGCAGGUGUGUUGAACUUCGUCCCGGCCUGCAGCAGCACCGACGGCCCCUCUGUGGAGCUGCUGCAGGACUUCGUGUCCCGGGCCAGACGCCUGUUUGUGAUCACCGGUGCAGGUCUCUCCACAGAGUCAGGGAUUCCUGACUACCGCUCAGAGGGUGUCGGGCUGUAUGCCCGCACUGACAGACGACCCAUGCAGCAUGCAGAGUUUGUCCGCAGCGCCAAGUCCCGUCAGCGGUACUGGGCCAGGAACUUCGUCGGAUGGCCUCAGUUCUCCUCCCACCAGCCAAACUCUGCACACAGGGUCCUGCAGCGGUGGGAGGCGAGAGGGAGGCUACACUGGCUGGUCACUCAAAAUGUGGACGCACUUCACUCAAAGGCAGGACAGAAAAGACUCACUGAGCUCCACGGCUGCGCCCACAGGGUGAUGUGUUUAGGCUGUGGCGGCAUCUCAGCGAGGGAGGAGCUCCAGAGGAGAUUUGAGGCUCUGAACCCAGACUGGAGAGCGCAGGCAGGAGCCGUGGCUCCGGACGGUGACGUCUUCUUAGAGGACGAGCAGGUCCUCCACUUCAGAGUUCCCGCCUGUGAGGACUGUGGCGGGAUACUGAAGCCUGAAGUCACGUUUUUUGGAGACACUGUGAAAAAAACGACAGUGCAGUUUGUGCACGACAGACUGGCAGAGUCUGACGCGGUGCUAGUCGUGGGGUCCUCGUUGCAGGUUUAUUCAGGAUACAGGUUCUUACUGGCAGCGAGCGAUAGGAAAAUGCCAGUUGCCAUCUUGAACAUCGGGUCCACGAGGGCGGACCACCUGGCCGAGCUGAAAGUGAGCGGCCGCUGCGGUGAAGUGCUGUCACUCAUUCAACCUCUCUGACCAUCAUGGACAUGGAGUUUGGAGAUUCUGUGUUCAGUUGGUCAAAAUGCUCUCAAAACUACCUCAGAUUUAAAUCCGUAACAGCGUCGUUGACUUCAGGAUUUCUGUCUCAGCUGUUUGACACAGGAGCCUCUAAUAUACUCACUUUAUUCUUUGUACCAGGGUACAUUUUGAGCAUCUACAGGUCUCUGCCGAGAGUUUUCUCUUUGCUCACUUCAUCUUUUGUAUACAGAACAAUUGAGAACUAAACUGACAAAUGUCCUCCAUUCAAGACAAUAUGACUUUCUUGAAAUUCCAACUUCUCUGCACCCAACUGGUAUCAGGAGAUCAAUAUUUUAGUCCAACAGUCAGACAUUUCCUAUUGGAUGUGUCAUUGCUGCUGUGGGUUUGGUAGAAUUUUUAGAUGUGAUAUAAUAUGCAGUUCACUGUCUUGACUGGAGGCCCUGAAAUGACAACUUCAAGCUUUAUGGUUUGUCUACCCAGACUCAUUCACAAUGUACUGAUGCUGCUUUUAUUUAAGUUAGAUGCCAGAGCUACAAGAGACAUCGUUUUGUAAAAUGAGCUUAAGAUGUCUUCUGUUUUUGUGAGACAAAGUAAUAAGAUGUCCAUGGAAGCACCAGCUGUUACUGUGUUUAGGUGAAAACCAUGUGAUUUUCACAGCAGACAGUUUGACUUUGUCAUAACAGUAGAAGCACAGGUGUCACUAAUAACAUUAACGAUGGCUUUGUUGUAUUCAAGCGUUCCAAUAACAGUUCCUGACAGUGUGACAGUGAGCCAGCACACUCAAUACCACGACCCUGAAACCACAACAGCUCAGUGGAGUUACACCUGUGUUUUUCCUACUGUGACAUGUCAACAUGUCUUCUGUGAAAAAGCGACUUUAAGGCCGUGGAAACUAACUCAAGACGAUACAAAAUGUUCUGCAAUCAGCUGGUUUUCAAAGGAUUUGAAUCAUAAUAUUCAGUGCAUUUGGUGCUAAGACUGUUGGUGAGAUUGAUAAAUGUUAAUUUCUAAUGCAGUUAAUAGACGGUUCUGUUUGUCAUGUGAUGUUCAGCAAACAUCUUGUUUGACCUAAAACUGAUGCAAAUGUUUAUAUUUGAAAUAUCAUGAUGAAAAUGAGAUAUUUCCUGAUGUUUUUUUUUUCAACGGUUACAUGUCAGGAAGGAUAUCUUAUAAGUGAACCUCACAAAUUUGUUUCAAUAAAUGAAAAUGUAACCAAAUCUUGCAAUAUUCACAUUCUGAAACAUCAUCACUAUUUGGAAUGAAAUAAUAAAAUGAUGAUAAAUGGUCCCAAUACCUUUUAUUAUCAAUUGGUCUCAAACUAACGAUGAUUCAGAUAAUAAAUCUAAGUUGAAGAUUUCUUUACCCUGCAGCUUGAAGGUGUUCUUUGCUUUAUUAACCUGUACAAUAUUCCUUUCUUAAAGCAGAAAAUGUGACUUAUCAUAUCAGGAAAAACAGUUGGAGCUAAUAUAUAAUAACAUGAACAACAUCUCAGUUCCACUGAAGUGUCUCAGUGCAUCAGUAAACCAGCAGAACUGGAGUUAACUGUUAACUGCCAGAAAUAAACAGAAAACAGCUGAGAUUUGUCAUUAAUUACACCUGUGUUUUUCCUGCUAUAACAUAUAAAAAACCCUACCAGGAAAAAUUUCUACUUUUGAUGUUUUCCUUUGGUCUGUAUGUUGGUCAGAAGAAACUGAGGUCUAAUUUAUAUGCAUUACAAACCUCCUUAGAGCUAAAUUGGCACAUUAAAUGAAAGACUUAAGUUGAUCAGAAACACAGUGCUCAAAUUGAUCUGUUUUGUGAGGCUUUUUAAAAUGAUUUUUAAAAAAUAUUUCACUGCUCCUAUUUUUGAUAAGGGCAUGAUAAUAAGUUUUUGUGUAUUAAAGUUUAUAUCUUCCUUGA
Messenger RNA from Thunnus maccoyii (southern bluefin tuna), 3285 nucleotides. It is a transcript of the gene sirt4, whose product is annotated as sirtuin 4. Lineage: Eukaryota; Metazoa; Chordata; Actinopteri; Scombriformes; Scombridae. The record is from RefSeq and is a predicted model, not a curated record. The transcript has 4 exons. Bases 451 to 1383 code for a protein of 310 amino acids. Gene Ontology annotation, molecular function: NAD+ binding; NAD-dependent protein lysine deacetylase activity.